GAAACAAGAACAACUACAAAUGCCCCAACAACAACUACAGAUACCCCAACAACAACCACAGCUGAAACAACAACUACAGAUGCCCCAACAACAACCACAACUGAACAAGCAACUACACAUAACUCAACAACAACCACUGCUGAGUCAACUACUGAUGUUCUUACAACAACCACAGCUGAACCAACAACUACAAAUCCCUCAAUAAUAACAACUGCUGGACUAAUAAUAACAACAACAGUUUCCUCAACAACUACACCUGCGCAGACAGCGACUACAGCUGCACCAACAACAAGCACAAUUGCCCCAACAACGAUAACUGCACUAACAACAACCACAGCUGCAUUGACAAUGACUACAGAUGCAUUAACAAUAACCACAGCUGAAUCAAUAACUACAGAUGGUCCAACAACAACCACAAAUGGAUCAACAACUACACCUUCACAAACAAUACCUACAGAUGCACAAACAACCACAGCUAAACUAACAGCAAUUACAGCUGCCCCUACAACAACCAUGACUGAACCAACAACAAUAAAAACUGCAGCAACAACACCCACAGCUGCACCAACAUCAAACACAGCAGUCCCUGCAACACCUACAGCUGCCCCAACAACAACUGUAGCUGCACCUACAACAACUAAAGUUCCCCCAUCAACCCCAACAGUUGCAUUGUCCACCACUACUACCACAACUGAAGCUCCACCACCUGUAUUCGUUCUUAUAGCAACUUUGGUUCAACCAUUUGUUCAAGAACUCAGUGAUACAAACAGCCAACAGUUUAAGGAACUUGAAAAACAAGUGGUAGUUGUGUUUGAUAUCAUCUACCGGGCUAGAUACGGCUUGCUCUUCAUCCGCAGUUUUGUCAUUGCUUUUAGACCAGCUGUAGCCGGAACACGAUCAGAUAAUACUGAAGUAGAGGUGGGGGUUGAGUUCAAUAAAACGGCAUCAGCUGCUGAAAUUCCAGCUACUAAACAGGUUCAAGAAACUUUAAUGCAGGCUGUAACUAAUGUCAGCACAAACUUCAAUAUUACAUUUGAAAGCAACUCUAUUCAAGUAAUACGAACACCUUUUACCAAUUCAACAACUGCAGCCCCCAUAUCAAAUUCUACAGCUACUGCAAAUGAUACUACAGCAACUGCAGCCACGACUACAGCAAUUACAGCUACAACUACUUUGACAGCUACAACGACAAAUUCUACAGCUACUGCAAAUUCAACUACAGCAAUUACAUCUAUAACUGCUGUGAUAGAUACAUCCACAACUUCUACAACCACCAUAUCUACCACAACUAUUGCAACUACUACAACUGUGGAGGCAAUAACAACAAGACGGGUGACUUUUAGAUCUGCUGGAGAAACAUUCACAAUUGAUUUGGCAAAUCCAUCAUCUCAAGCAUUUACGAAUCGAGCUGAAUUGCUAAAGUCAACACUUAAACCUCUUUACCAAAACACAUUUGCUUCAUUCCGCUCUUUGACAGUGGUUUCAUUCAGCAAUGGCUCAAUCAUCAACAACAUGGAUCUUGGAUUUGCAUCAACAUCUCUUCCUAGUAACACUCAAAUUGCAAAUGUUUUGAUCAAAGCGGCUUCUAACAUCACAGCCUUUAACAUUGACAUCAAUAAUAUCUCUGUGGAUGGAUCACAAGUAUCAAGCGGAGUAAGCCACAAGAUCAAUCUCAUUGCUGCAUCCUGCAUGGUGCUGUUGUCAUGGUUACUCUCAAGCCAGCAAUAGCACAUCCACUGAUGUAGAAAAUAUCAGGAAUUAUCGACUUUUGCUAGAAGAAGAAUUGUGUUGCUAAUACACAUCAUGUAACCCUUAACAGCCCAAACCUUUCUUUGUUUUCUAACCUGACAGCCCUGGUGUCAAAUCUAUGUAGAAAACUUUUAAGCACAAAUGAAGGAGUUAUAUUUCUAUAAUUAAAAAUGAAUUAAGCUAUCUGAGCGUUUGUAUACAAAGAAUUAUUAUAUGUACUUAUUUAAAGAAUGAUUGUAUCAUGGUAACGUAAUCUAUGUAGAAAACUUUUAAGCACAAAUGAAGGAGUUAUAUUUCUAUAAUUAAAAAUUAAUUAAGCUAUCUUAAGAAAGAAUCAUUAUAUGUAUUUAUUUAAAGAAUGAUUGUUUUAUGGUAACGUAAUUUAUAAUAAUUUAAACUCAACUUGAAGCUGAGCUUCCAACAUCUUGAUGACACUUUUUUCAUGCAAAUCCUGCAUUGUCACUUAAUGAAUAUUAUGUAAAUGUAAGGUGUCAGAAUGAUUUCAUAUAUGCUAUAAUAUAUUUAAUUAGUUUUCAAUUGUACACAUAUUUAUAUUAUGCAAAUACAGUAUUCUGUUACUCUUCCUUUAUUUCUGUAUUAAUUUAGUGUAAACACUAAGUCAUAAAAAACUGUAAAAGUGUAUGGCACUGCACUGGGGAUCCUAUAAAGUCUCUAAAACAGACAAAACAUUGUUGUUUCUUUCUUUAAGGGGGCGGUCAUGUUUAAAUGUAAAGUGUCUGAAAGAUACCAUAUGCUUAUCUAAUUAGUUUUAACUUGUACACAUGUUUAAUUUAUGCAAAUACAGUAUUCUGUUACUCUUCCUUUGUUUCUAAUUACUAAUAAUUGUAUUAAUGUAGUAUAAACAUCAAGUCUUUGAAAAUUGUAAAAGUGUAUGACACUGCACUGGAGAUUAAAACAUUUUCUGUUCUACCUUG
Molecule: messenger RNA, 2684 nt
Organism: Melanotaenia boesemani (Boeseman's rainbowfish)
Lineage: Eukaryota; Metazoa; Chordata; Actinopteri; Atheriniformes; Melanotaeniidae
Product: mucin-5AC-like
Exons: 7
Coding region: 349-1728 (459 amino acids)
Source: RefSeq, a predicted model, not a curated record